UGCACAAAGAGCAAAAACAACUUCACCUGCAAUAAGAAUUUCUCCCUCAGUUUCGAGUGAUUUAUGGGCAGAUGAUAAAGUAAGAGGAGUUGUGGGAAGAGCGAUCAGAAUCGAUUGUCACUAUGCACCAAUGUACCGUUCACACACAAAGUAUUUCUGCCGCAUAAGGAGUCACCAGUGCACAUCCUUAGUGAAUACAAAUGGGCAAACUGAGCAGACUGGAAGAAUGACAAUCAGAGAUAAGACAUCCCAAGGAAUAUUUACUGUUACAAUGGAGAAUCUUGUCUUUCAAGAUACAGGAGUUUACAGAUGUGGAAUUUCAACAUCUGGCAAGACUCUGGUGAUUGAUGUGCAGCUACAAGUAUAUGACGAACCCGUGUCUGUUCCAUUACUUCGAUUUUCACCACUAACAAGAGGCUCAAGUUGUGGGAACUAUGUGUCAGCGUUCUGUGAGCCUGUGCAUGGAUCCCUUCCCAUUCUGUACUCAUGGUACGAAAAGACCCCAUCUGGGGAUUCAAAGAUCUCUGAUACCAAUAAACUGGAUCUACAUUGUCAAUCCUUAAAAUACAAUAACUAUCUGUAUUAUUGCAAUGCCUCAAAUGCGAAUGGAACAAAGUCCAGUGAAAUGAUCAGAAUGUCCACUUCCAACAAUGUCAGGAACUGCAGAUAUGUGAUUGAAGUCAACAGAAUGGCAGGGAGAAUUCAUUUCUGUGAAAACACUGUGACAGAAUCGAUGACAACUGCACAAAGAGAAAAAACUACUUCACCUGAAAUAAGAAUUUCUCCAUCAGUUUCGAGUGAUUUAUGGGCAGAAGAUAAAGUAAGAGGAGUUGUGGGAAGAGCGAUCAGAAUCGAUUGUCACUAUGCACCAAUGUACCGUUCAUUCACAAAGUAUUUCUGCCGCAUAAGGAGUCACCAGUGCACAUCGUUAGUGAAUACAAAUGGGCAAACUGAGCAGACUGGAAGAAUGACAAUCAGAGAUAAGACAUCCCAAGGAAUAUUUACUGUUACAAUGGAGAAUCUUGUCUUUCAAGAUGCAGGAGUUUACAGAUGUGGAAUUGCAACAUCUGGCAAGACUCUGGUGUUUGAUGUGCAGCUACAAGUAUCUGACGAACCCGUGUCUGUUCCAUUACUUCGAUUUUCACCACUAACAAGAGGCUCAAGUUGUGGGAACUAUGUGUCAGUGUUCUGUGAGCCUGUGCAUGGAUCCCUUCCCAUUCAGUACUCAUGGUACGAAAAGACCCCAUCUGGGGAUUCAAAGAUCUCUGAUACCUUUAAACUGGAUCUACAUUGUCAAUCCUUAAAAGACAAUAACUAUCUGUAUUAUUGCAAUGUCUCAAAUGCGAAUGGAACAAAGUCCAGUGAAAUGAUCAGAAUGUCCACGUCCAACAAUGUCAGGAACUGCAGAUAUGUGAUUGAAGUCAACAGAAUGGGGAAAAUUAAUUUCUGUGAAAACACUGUGACAGAAUCGAUGACAACUGCACCAAGGGAAAAAACUACUUCACCUGAAAUAAGAAUUUCUUCCUCAGUUUCGGGUGACUUAUGGGCAGAAGAUAAAGUAAGAGGAGUUGUGGGAAGAGCGAUCAGAAUCGAUUGUCACUAUGCACCAAUAUACCGUUCACACACAAAGUAUUUCUGCCGCAUGCAGAGUCACCAGUGCACAUCCUUAGUGAAUACAAAUGGGCAAACUGAGCAGACUGGAAGAAUGACAAUCAGAGAUAAGACAUCCCAAGGAAUAUUUACUGUUACAAUGGAGAAUCUUGUCUUUCAAGAUACAGGAGUUUACAGAUGUGGAAUUGCAACAUCUGGCAAGACUCUGGUGUUUGAUGUGCAGCUACAAGUAUAUGACGAACCCGUGUCUGUUCCAUUACUUCGAUUUUCACCACUAACAAGAGGCUCAAGUUGUGGGAACUAUGUGUCAGCGUUCUGUGAGCCUGUGCAUGGAUCCCUUCCCAUUCAGUACUCAUGGUACGAAAAGACCCCAUCUGGGGAUUCAAAGAUCUCUGAUACCAAUAAACUGGAUCUACAUUGUCAAUCCUUAAAAUACAAUAACUAUCUGUAUUAUUGCAAUGUCUCAAAUGGGAAUGGAACAAAGUCCAGUGAAAUGAUCAGAAUGUCCACCUCCAACAAUGUCAGGAACUGCAGAUAUGUGAUUGAAGUCAACAGAAUGGGGAAAAUUCAUUUCUGUGAAAACACUGUGACAGAAUCGAUGACAACUGCACAAAGAGAAAAAACUACUUCACCUGAAAUAAGAAUUUCUUCCUCAGUUUCGGGUGAUUUAUGGGCAGAUGAUAAAGUAAGAGGAGUUGUGGGAAGAGCGAUCAGAAUCGAUUGUCACUAUGCUCCAAUGUACCGUUCACACACAAAGUAUUUCUGCCGCAUGCGGAGUCACCAGUGCACAUCCUUAGUGAAUACAAAUGGGCAAACAGAGCAGACUGGAAGAAUUACAAUCAGAGAUAAGAUAUCCGAAGGAAUAUUUACUGUUACAAUGGAGAAUCUUGUCUCUCAAGAUACAGGAGUUUACAGAUGUGGAAUUGCAACUUCUGGCAAUACUCCAGUGUUUGAUGUGUAUCUACAAGUAUCUGACGAACCCGUGUCUGUUCCGUUUCUUCGAUUUUCACCACUAACAAGAGGCUCAAGUUGUGGGAACUAUGUGUCAGUGUUCUGCGAGUCUGUCAAUGGAUCCCUUCCCAUUCAGUACUCAUGGUACGAAAAGACCCCAUCUGGGGAUUCAAAGAUCUCUGAUACCAAUAAACUGGAUCUACAUUGUCAUUCCUUAAAAUACAAUAACUAUCUGUAUUAUUGCAAUGUCUCAAAUGGGAAUGGAACAAAGUCCAGUGAAAUGAUCAGAAUGUCCACCUCCAACAAUGUCAGGAACUGCAGAUAUGUGAUUGAAGUCAACAGAAUGGGGCAAAUUCAUUUCUGUGAAAAUACUGUGACAGAAUCAAUGACAACUGCACAAGGGAAAAAAGCAACUUCAUCUCAAAUAGGAGUUUUUCCUGCAGUUUCACGUGCUUUAUGGGCAGAAGAUAAAGUAAGAGGAGUUGUGGGAAGAAUGGUCACUAUUGAUUGUCACUAUGCACCAAUGUACCGUUCACACAUCAAGUGUUUGUGCCGCAUGCGGAGUUACCAAUGCGCAUCAUCAGUGAAUACAAAUGGGACAAAUGAGCUUUAUGGAAGAAUGACAAUCAGAGAUAACACAGCCCAAGGAAUAUUUACUAUUACUAUGGAGAAUCUUGUCCCUCAAGAUACAGGAGUUUACAGAUGUGGAAUUGCAACAUCUGGCAAGACUCUGGUGUUUGAUGUGCAGCUACAAGUAUCUGACGAACCGGUGUCUGUUCCUGUGCUUCAAUUUCUCCCUACUGCAAAUAUUGUGUGCGUUGGGGGCUCUGUGACAGUGUCCUGUGAGUCUGUCCAGGGAUCCCUUCCCAUUCAAUACACAUGGUAUGAAAACAUCUCAUCCGUGGAUUCAAAGAUCACUGAAAACAGUAAACUGGAUCUAUGUUGUCAAUCCUUCAAUCACCAGCACCUUCAAUAUUACUGCACAGCCUCGAAUACUUGUGGAGCAAAGUCUAGUGAAAUAGUGAAUGUGUCCACCUACACCAGAGGAGGCAAUUGCAGUCUUGUGAUUCAAUUCAAUGGCACUGGACAUGAAUAUUCAUGUGAAACAUUUACAACAGCAUCAACGGCAAGUUCCAUGAUGUGGAAGGUGGGUCGUUGGCUGCUCUUUGCCCUCCUGAUGAUCAGCAUUAUUUCAGUCACAUAGUUCACAAGAAAACUAAGAGACAGGAUAAAUCAGAUCCUCCUAGACAGGUCUAUAAGGUAAAGUGAAGGCUUCUGGAUCACACAGAUUGUGCCGGAAUUUUGGACCAAGAUCAAAUAUUCAUACUACUUCAGAAUUAGUGCAAAUUUAACAUUUGUGGAGAAUUAACCUCUCAUCAUUCAUUUUCAACUUCAUGAAGCUGAAGAAAUAAUGUUACCAUUGACUUUCUUUAACCAUUUCCAAAAUGUCACCCCCAUUGCUCUAAAUCAUAUGGCACCUUUUCACAAUUAAUUUUUUUUUCAUU
Messenger RNA from Hypanus sabinus (Atlantic stingray), 4067 nucleotides. RefSeq lists its product as uncharacterized. Gene Ontology annotation, molecular function: transmembrane signaling receptor activity. Lineage: Eukaryota; Metazoa; Chordata; Chondrichthyes; Myliobatiformes; Dasyatidae. Gene Ontology annotation, cellular component: plasma membrane. The transcript has 18 exons. The record is from RefSeq and is a predicted model, not a curated record. The coding region runs from base 131 to 3766 and encodes 1211 amino acids.